Cavia porcellus (domestic guinea pig) is the source of this 11104-nucleotide messenger RNA. It is a transcript of the gene Tmprss3, whose product is annotated as transmembrane serine protease 3. The record is from RefSeq and is a predicted model, not a curated record. Lineage: Eukaryota; Metazoa; Chordata; Mammalia; Rodentia; Caviidae. Gene Ontology annotation, molecular function: protein binding; serine-type endopeptidase activity. The coding region runs from base 85 to 1515 and encodes 476 amino acids. The transcript has 15 exons. Gene Ontology annotation, cellular component: membrane. Gene Ontology annotation, biological process: proteolysis.
CCUCCCGCUGGACUCGCCGCUGGCAGCUGCUGCCUGCCUCUCCGGCUUUUACCAUGAACAAGGAAAUUCCUGCUGCUUCCGACCAUGGCGGCUGCAGACACGGAGGUGGAGGUGGAGGCAGAGCCCGGUCUCAGAGGCCCUGAGAUCGUCACCAUGGGGGAGAAUGACCCACCUGCUGCUGAGGCGCCCUUCUCUUUCCGGUCACUGUUUGGCCUCGACGACUUGAAAAUUAGUCCUAUGGCACCAGAUGCCGACGCGGUGGCCGCGCAGAUCCUGUCUCUGCUGCCUUUGAAGUUUUUUCCCAUCAUCAUCGUGGGCAUCAUCGCGCUGAUCCUAGCGCUGGCCAUCGGCCUGGGUGUCCACUUUGACUGCUCCGGGAAGUACAGGUGCCGUUCGUCUCUUAAGUGUAUCGAGCUGACGGCGCGCUGCGACGGGGUGUCUGACUGCAAAGACGGGGAGGACGAGUACCGAUGUGUGCGGGUGAGCGGCCAGAGCGCUGUGCUCCAGGUGUUCGUGGCAGCCGCCUGGAGGACCAUGUGCACCGACGACUGGAAGGGGGGCUACGCUCGUGUGGCCUGUGCCCAGCUGGGCUUUCCCAGCUAUAUUGGCUCGGGUGACCUCAGAGUAGACCUACUUGAGCCGCAGUUCCAGGGGGACUUUGUGUCCAUCAACCACCUCCUGCCAGAUGACAAGGUGACCGAGUUACACCACUCUGUGUAUGUGAGGGAGGGAUGCACCUCGGGCCGUGUGGUCACCCUGAAGUGCAUGGCAUGUGGGCUGAGGACCGGCUAUGGCGCUCGCAUCGUGGGCGGGAACGAGUCCUCGCUGGCUCAGUGGCCCUGGCAGGUCAGCCUCCAGUUCCAGGGCUACCACCUGUGUGGGGGCUCAGUCAUCACGCCCCUGUGGAUCGUCACUGCCGCACACUGUGUUUACGACCUGUAUCUCCCCAAGUCCUGGACGAUCCAAGUGGGCCUGGUCUCCCUGCUGGACAGCCCUGCACCCUCCCACUUGGUGGAGAAAAUCAUCUACCACAGCAAAUACAAGCCAAAGAGGCUGGGCAACGACAUUGCCCUCAUGAAGCUGGCCGGGCCGCUCGCCUUCCACGAGACGGUCCAGCCGGUCUGCCUGCCUAACUCGGAAGAGAACUUUCCUGACGGCAAAGUGUGCUGGACAUCAGGCUGGGGGGCCACGGAGGAUGGAGGCGACGCCUCCCCUGUCCUGAACCAUGCUGCGGUCCCGCUCAUCUCCAACAAACUGUGCAACCACCGGGAGGUCUACGGCGGCAUCGUUGCCCCGUCCAUGCUAUGUGCAGGCUACCUGAAGGGCGGAGUGGACAGCUGCCAGGGAGACAGCGGUGGGCCCCUGGUGUGCCAGCAGAGCCGGCUGUGGAAGCUGGUGGGUGCCACGAGCUUUGGCAUUGGUUGUGCAGAUGUGAACAAGCCCGGGGUCUACACCCGAAUCACAUCCUUCUUGGACUGGAUCCAUGAGCAGAUGGAGAGGGACCUGAAGACUUGAAGAGGCUCACUAUCUGAGCUCCUGAGUGGAUGCCCAAUCCUUCCCCAGACUCGACGUGGGCAGGGUGACAUGGCUGCCUACCAGAUCCCCAGGGACACUGGCCUGACCCUGACACCCAUUACUGCCUGCUUCUCAUGCCUCGAGCUGGGGGGCUUUGGGCUAAGAUGACUUGAAGCUCCUCUAUGACCUUCCCUGAGAACCAAAGCAGAGCAUCCCACUAGCUACCUUUGCCCACUUCACUAUUUAGGUUUUUAAAGAAUUAGUAUUCUUGGCAUGUGUUUGCGAUAUACAACAGUGACCUCAGUUUGGGGAGCUAGGGACACAUAUGCAUCAGAUCUCAGCUGUGCUCAGUCCCCUCUGGCCCUUUCCCGACCUACCUUCCACUCCGUCUUCAAGGGUCCCACAGGAGUCCUGGUGAGUCAAGCAGAGCUGGGGACAGUAGCUCAGCUGAGAGGCGCAUGCUCAGAGCUGGGCUCCCUGGCUCUGUGCACACCUGGUCCUCCACACUGGAGCCAGCCUGAUGCUUCCUCCUUGCAAGGCCCGCUCCACAUGUGGGGACUUCUCUGUAAUAGAGGCUUCCGGGGCUGAGUCUGGUUGUUCCCCUGUGGCAUCUGGGGCUGGGUGUGUUCCUGGCCCUUGUUCCCAAAGAACAGAGCAGUUCUGCAGUGGGCACUGGACUUGGUGAGCAGGUGCUGGCCACUCACAUACCCAAAGCAGCUGCAGACCUGGGCCUGAGUGACAUUGGGCUCUCCUGCCUACCCAGGUGGAGGCAUGUAUGACCUGUCCUGUGAGGACAGGGUCCUCAGCAGGGUGGGUCUUUUAGCCUAAGACCCAUCAGUAAAAUAAAAAGAGACAGAGGCCGGGUGGAGCAGGACCCAGUCCGUGCUGGGUCCAGAAGUAAGCGGAGCAUGUCAGCACAGGUCAGCAAGGCUGGCUGCUGCCCACCUCUGCAUUGGCUUGGUAACCUCGCACACCUGCAGGAUCGGGGCCCACGGACACCUGCAGCCCCCACGUCACACGGCGACGGAGGAAAGUAACCUGGAGGUGACACUGGCUCUUGGCACCAAGUAAAUCAUCAAGACAUGAAUCAGCCAAGAAUUUCAGGAGAAAAGAACCGGUCCAGGCACCCAGGGAGGAGACAGGGGGUAAGGGUAGGGGAGGGAGGCUGGUCACGUGGAGUAAACCCCGUCACACUGCGGGGAUCCUCCAGGACCCCCAGUGACACCUGAGCCCACAGAUGUAACCCUCCUUUCCAUGCACGCAUGCACCUGGGGUGAAGUGAAUUUAUAAAGGAAGUGCAGGAAGAGAUGAACACAGUGUCCAGGAGCAGCUGGAGCAGCCGUGACCACGCAGUGGGAUGAAAACACGGGGCGGCUCUCCCAGGUGCUCGGCUGCAUUUUCUCCUUUACUGAAGGGCAGCGGGCACCAAAGAGCAGCUCUUUGGUGACUGUGACUGUGAGCAUCACUGCUCUGGUGCCCAGGACCAGGAUAAGCAGAACAGAAGCCACUCAAGUACCAGGACCUUCGAUCAGAUAACCAGAUGAUCAUGACGAAUGGGCUAUCGGCAAAUCCAGGGUGGACAUGGGGCCACGGAUGAGUCACAUCCUGGGUGGGGCACGGGGUGGGGCACGUGAAAUUCCACCCCACCACUCUGGAAAGCAGGUCGUGUAAAGUUUAUAAAUUGUUUACUUCUGGAAUUUUCCACCAAAUACCUGCAGAACACUUUUGUAACCGAAACCACAGAUAAGGGUAACUGCACAACUAGGAAAGGCUCAAGACCGUUUUCCUUUGUAGUGUCUCUGCCAAGGUGUGGUUAGACAGAUAAACAGGUCCUGAAUUACAGUUCCAGCCUGCAGGGAGAGGGAUGAUUUCCUGUGCAGCCGUCUCUCUGGAAAAAAGUGGGCCAUGGGGGGGGGGUGGUCAGCAGAUGGACAUUUCUGGCCCACUGUGGCCUUUUCCUUCUCUAAUUACCACGCAGUUUUUGAGGAAAUGUUUGAUGUUGAACAGUAGGUGGGGGAUUAUGUAGAUGGCAGGAAAUUAAUCAGCACAUACUGGGUACUUUUCACAUUCACCUGUUUCAUUUCCACAGCAGGCAGUGUGCUGACUUUCUGUCACUAUGAGAAAAUUCCUGGUAUAAGUGACUUAACAAGAAGAAAGGUUCUGUGGUGUCUCAUGGCUUCCGAAGCUUCGGUCCGUGUUUGGCCAGCUGCACUGUCGCCAGGCCCGUGGCAAGGAAAAUUGCUUGCUUCAUGGUGGCCGGGAAGCGCAGAGAGGAAGGGGAAAUGGUUUGGGGACAGGAUAUGGUACCCAAGGGCAUGUCUCUUCUGUCAACCAGGACACUGGGUUAGAGAAGGGAGGCCACAUCCAGCCAGCACUGCAUCUGGAUUAGAACAGCUCACUAUAGCAGUGGGAGUACAGGUUGCAUGGGAAGCUGGGAGCUUUGUUAUUUGAGCUGCAAAGGGCUUCAGGUCGCCUACUUGAAGCCGUUUGGGACCUAUCUGUGGCUCAGAGUCCUUCCUAAGGAGAUGUUUGGUUUCCAUGGAGACAGCCGCAGACUCCAUGGAGGUCCAGGGGUGGAUUUCUUCUUCCUUGUCUCCAUGGCUACCGCAUCAUCCUUCCCCAUGCUUGAGAGCUGGGCUAGAUGGGAGCCAGGAGACAGCACAGCUAGAGUGCUCCUGACCUGCAGCCACGUCAAAGACCUAGCUGGAAGAAUGGGCCAGAGAUAGCACGGGCUCCCUGGGGCCUGGGGGGAGCCCUGUGGCCAGCAGUGUCCUGAGCUGAUGGGCAAACAGAGUCCCAGCUCCCAGUCAUCCAGGACAGACCCACUGGGACGGAAGUCUCAUUCCCAUUACUCACUUUAGUGUUUAACAUUUUAAAAAGAAUGAAUUAUAGGAAGCCUGAUGGCACUGCAGUCAGUUUGAAGAAAAGAAUCUUAAACAUUGACCACUGACUUAAAUACCAUCAUUGGCUGUGAAAACUGAAGCCUUACUGUGUCACCUCGUUAGGAGGGCUUCUCGCCCAAUCAGAGGACAGUGGCCAAGGGCUGUGUCCUCCUCGUCCAUGCCUGGUGCAGGACAUGAGUCCCAGACACAAGGCAGCAUCUAGGACUCCAGGGGAUGGGGGUGCGGAAGUGAGUGCUCCCCACAUGGAGCUUCAUGAGUGUGUGUGAUCCACAGCCUCUGAACAGGUAUGGGUUCCUAUUGCCUGGCUUCCAACUCCUGGGAGGGGACAGAGACCAAGUCCAGGACGGGGAGCGACAGCCAGGAGCCACACUGCUCUGUCCUGCGGUCAGUGUCACAGCAGUGAGGCUGUGGGUAACCUGGGUUUGUAAAGUGUUAUUUGCUGGGGAAAACUGGGCAACAUUUACAAGGAGCCCUCUGCACUGUCUCCUGUCACGGCCUGAGUCUGCACUCUCUGCUGUUGUGGCAUGUGACCCUACAUUUAUCUCAUCAAGAAAAAUUCUGCAAAAGGCAUCGGGGAGACAAGUGCUCCAUCUACUCCCAGGGACUCACUCAGGAGUUUUGGCCUGAUCGCCAAGAUGCUGUGGGGCCGAGGAAUUGUUCUCACCACUGCUUGGUGUUUUGCGCUCAGAGUGCGUCCCUGGAGAGUCAUCCAAGCUGAGUGUGUCUCUUGUUCACGCUUGAACUUGCAAACUUCCUGCCUCAGCCUCCUGGAGUGCUAGAGUUACAGUCAUAUAUCAUCAUGCCAGGCUAUGAAUUUCUUUGUCUGGUCUCAUCUUGGCCCAUCCUUAAACCAUUGACACCAUCUCUUCAUCUCAGGGACUUCUAAAAAUCACAGUGGGAAGCCGGGAAUGGUGGUGCAUGUCCGUAAUCCCAGCACUUGGGAGGCUGAGGCAGGAGGAUCUCUGUGACUUCAAGGCCAGCCUGGACUACAAAGCAAGACUGUGUCAAAAAAAAAAAAACAAAACAAACAAAAAAAAAAACAGCUGGGCACAGUAUUGGGACCUGUAAGAGUCUCCCCUGGGGAAGCUUCGCCAACAGAUGACUUGUGCUUAACUUGUCCUCUGCUCUGUCAGCUCACACCAGGGACAAAAUCCCACCCCUGAAAUAAAAGAGCUGCGCACACAUGGACAUCUUGGGUAGAUGUGGCUGGAACCCCACCAGGAGCCGUACCUCAGGGGCAGGAGCUGGGCUGGGGCUGGACAGCCAGGGGCACAGGGGCACAGGGGCUUGAGUUCUGCCUACAGAGCUCACAGUUGAGAUGGCUGGCACCUGUUUCACAUCCCCUGGGGGCCACGGCCAGGACAAGCAGGAGGGCAGCCCCGGGGGAAGGUGCACAGUGGCCCCUGCCUCGCCAUGGGGCUCAGCUGUGGGCUGUCCUCAUACCAGCAGCCUGUGCUCACCGCACUGGGUCUCACAGGGGUUCUGAUUGGGAGGGGCGAGAAGGAGGGCAGGCCUGGCCUGCACACCCAGCUGGCCAAAUCUAAGCAAUCGGGGCGGUGCACAGUGCCCUCUGGCCUGUGUUUGACUUCAGGGAAGGUGUGCUGGCGAAGGUAUACAGCAAGCAUGGUGGUGGGGUGCGGCCCUGGGCCCCCCAAAGUCAAACAGCCGCCUCUGUCCCUGCCUGACUCACCGCUGCGGGAGGGAGGCCAUGCCGCGCCUUCUGUUUCAGGGAUAGCGGGGAAGCAGAACCAUUGCUUUGUGGUUUUAAAGCACAGGAUUUGUAAGGAAAAGAUUUAACGUCGUGCGUUCAGGACUCAGUCAGGAGACAGGAGCCCAGAACCCAGGCAAAGGACCCUCAGGCCCACCCACUGCCCCCACGGCCCCUGGCCUGGACUCCGCUGUCUCCAUCCUGCCCGGUCACCUGUCAGCUCUGCGUCCGCUUCUUUGUGUCUUUCGUGUUUUUUUCCGUCUUUUCUUCUCAGCUCUUUAUGCGCUCGUGUCUGUGAUACAUAGUACUCACGGUCACCGCAGGCAGCUGGACCCUUCUCCUCCUCACCCAUCUCCCCUCCAUCCUUUCAAACAACCGACCACGCUUUGGUUUCUGACCUCCCCAUUUUUUGGUCUUGAUUUCAUUAAUUUCUGCUCUGGUCUUUAUCACUUCUUGGCUUCAUUAGGCUUCAUCUUGGCUUAUCACUUCUUGGCUUCAGUCCCAGGUUUGAACUGUUCUUGUCCUCUUAGGACCUUGAGCUGCACCAUGCGGUUAUUUAUUUAUCUGUGAUCACGUGGGGUUUUGUUAUUGUUGUUGUUACUGUCUUGUUUUUGUUUUUAGUAAGUGGAUUCCCCGCUAAACUCUUCCCUCUUAGAACUUUGUGUCGCUCGCUUUUGGUGUCUUUUGCUUCUGUCGUCAUUUGAUUCUAAGGGAGUCUUAUUUCCUCCUGGAAUCCUUCUGUGUUAUUUAAUCUCCCAGUGUUUGCAUAAUUUCUGAGGCUUCUUUUGCUGUUGAUCUCCAGCUUCAUUCUGCUCUGAUGAGACAGCAUGCAGGGCCUUACUUCGGUCCUUUGCAUUUAUCUGCGUAUGCUUUAUGGCCUGAGGGAUGGGGUAUUUUGGAAAAAGUUCUGUGUGCUGUUGUGAAGACUGUGUAUUCCGCUGUUGCUGGACAAAGCACUGCGUCGAUGCUCUUUGGUCCAUGCAUCUGCUUCUUUUCAGUGCUCAGUGUGACAAUUUGUCACGUUACUACAAAUUCCCCCAGGAUUCGCCAGUGAUGGCCCCUGGCAGGUACAUGCAGGGCUCCUAGACUGGGCACCUGCUUGGGCUUGACCCAGCUGUGACCCAAAGUGUCCAGCUCUGUGCGACUGGCUGUGGUGGUGCUUGUGUCCCUGAGGUGUGUGUGGGUUCGGGCUGGCAUUUCCUGACCCUUGGAGGCUCAGACAUUUCCUGGUCCUGAUGUGUGGUCCUGCUGGCCGUGUUUGUUUCCUGAGCUGCUGAAAUAAAUCAGUAAACAGCCACUGUGGCUCCCACAACAUGAUGUGCUGCUGUCCCCCAGGGCCAGGGUUGUCCACAGUGUGGCCUCCCAGCGGGAUGCCUGUUCCUGGCUUCUGCUAUCUUGGGUGGUCUCAGGGAUCCCCCAGGGCUCCGUGUCUCUAUGUCACUGUCCCCUGCAGGGAUCUGCAUCCACCCUAAUGAUUCCAUCAUCUGCAAAGACCUGAUUUCCAAAGAGGGUGCUGGGGAUGGGGCUCCCAUGUCCUCUGAGAAGCCACCCUGGGGAAGGCUUGGGAGAAGGGUCACUGCGUGCUUCUGUGGCCUUGCUCCCGAGCUUGUCCCCCAGGACCUUACCUGUCUUCCCUGAAGGUCUAUGUGUCCCUCCUCAGGGGCUGGGGCCACUGGGGAAGCACCUCGGACACAAGGCCAAGGCCAGUCUGGGAUUCCAUCACAGGGACCCAGUUGACGGCCCUUCAUUGCCAGUUAUGGGACAUGGACACCCCUCAUCCUCUCCAACUGCACCGGGCCCAUGAGCCCCCUACUCUGCCCUCAGUGCCUUCCGGCUCUGGGCAGACCCAUUCCGGUCCCCACUUCCAUGAGAGCAAUCUGCUGGGGUCAACGCCUGCUCACUGCUUCCUUCUCUCCAUGUAGCACCCUCAGCUGUCACGCAGGUCGCACCAGCAUUCCUGGCUGUAAUUAUUCUUUGGAAAGCUGGAUUCCCAACCCUGAAGGGAAAUCCGCAAGGAGAAUCCCUGGGUCUCUGGCUCUACCUUGGCACCUUGGGGGAGUGGAGUGGCUGGAGUCGCCCUUGGUGGGGACAGCGGGGUGCAGGCCCCACCGUGGUGAGGCAGUGUCCCUGUGAGAUGGCCAAUAGGGGCAGAGGGUAAACCCCAAAGGAAGGGCAGGCGGCGCCAUGGAAGGGCACAGUGGGGCCCUGGCCCCCUCAGCUGGAUCGUUUGCUGCGGGGUCUCACAGCAGCCUCGGGGUUCCUGUCUGCAAAUCCAGCAGCUGGACCCUACCCUCCUGGGCCUGCCAGCUGCCCUGGGGCUCCUAGGCGCCUCUUGGGCAGGGAAAUUUGCCCACCCACUGGGAAAGCCAGUGUGGAGCUCCUUGGGGUCUAUGACCAAAGUGACAAAGUCAGCCGGGAAUCAUGGUGCUCACCUGUAAUCCCAGCACUCAGGAGGCUGAGGCAGGAAGAUCACCAUGAAUUCAAGGUGAUUUCAAAGUAAGAACUGGCCUCAAAAAGGAAAAAAAAUCACUAGGUAAAAGGUGGGUAAAGGCAUGCGGAAGCCACACCCACGCUUCCAAGGCCAUUGCAGCACCAGUCAUGGGAGCUAAGAAAUGGGAGCACCCAAGGAAGAGUUCCUUCGGCAAGGAACGGGUAAGGCAAAGGUGGCAUCCACUGUGCUCCAGGGAGUACUACGCAGCCCUGACAGAAGGAAAGCCCUGGGUUAAGAGGUUCUGACCUUCCCACCACGUGCCCUUUAGACCAUCCUCAGCGGAACACUGCAGACAGGCCGAAGGCCCCUUGCACCUCCCACGCGCCUUUCCUCCUCCAGAUGUGCUGGCCCCGAGGUGGGUGGGUCCCCUACCCCCUGUGCUUGUGCCCUUGUUAUUCUUUGGGUCCAACUCUGUGGCACUGACUGACAUACUUUGGAAAUCUCCAUCACAGGUGAUCACCCUUUAAGAUGAGGCUUAAUUUAUUCUUCACUUAAUUUUGUAAAAUGUCUCAUUACUUCUUCAGUGUAAUCUGCAAUUAUGUAAAUUUAUGAGGUAUAUAAAGCACAUAUUCUGUAUGUACAAAAGGUGACCCAAAAAUACAUUCAAGAGCUCCAUUUUGGCAGACACAGCCAUGGAAUCCCUUCAGAAUCCUCCCCUCUCUCCAAACACACUCUUCCCCCUUUCUGAGGUGUGAUCAAAGACCUAGUGAAUGCUGCUGCCGAGCGCCAUCCAACAGAAAGGCAGCUCUUAAAAUCAGGAUGCUGGGUCCUCAUCUGCCUUAGUUAGGGAGUCUGGUGCCGUGGGACCUUAGCUCCUCCCCAAAGUCAAAAUAACUGUGACAGGGAGACGGUGUAAAUCCAUUCAGGACAUCAAGGCCGCCAGGACAGCACAGCUAAAGCCCCUCAAGAGAGAGGAUUCCGGAGCUGCUGCAGCAAGUGGCCGGGGUGAUGGAAAGAGUGUGUUAGAGGCCACAGGCAGGACUUAAAGGGGGAUUCAUGCCAAUGUGUCUUUUACUGUGGGAAAUUUAAACACCAUGUUUGUUGAUCAUAAUGCAUAAAAGUCUGAAAGGUCCACUACUAGGCCUAUUAUAUUACUGCCCUGUACUGGGUAUAUCAGUGCCUUUCUCAUUUCGGGCACUCAUCCUUCUUCCCGCUUCUGCCCCUUCCUCCCCCUCCUCUCCACUCCUCCCUUUUCUUCCGUCCUUUUUUGAUGUAGCCCAAGGUUGCAAAGCCCCGUCAGGUCAUGUCCUUCCGUGCAUGCACCGCCACGGAAAGCACAGCUUGGCCGAAGCUGGGAGUACUCGCUCCCUACCGAGAGCCACAUAGCUUGCACUCCAAUCCCCGGGCACUGCUGCUGGGCCUGGACAGCAGAGUCCAGCAAAGUCCCUGUCACUGUGCCCGUGCCCCUUGUUUGUCAGAGCUCAGCCCUCUGAAGGGAGGCCCUCCCGCAGACCCCAGCCCGACUCGGGGUUGUGCCUCCAGGGAUGGCAGGGUGCUGGGCAGGAGGGAAGAAGAGCCUGGUCACCCCUGGUGGAAUCUGGGAUCCUCCCACGGGCUGUGGACUUUCUAGAAAAAAAGAGAAUCUGGGGGUGGUUCCAGCAUGUCGGGAGGCCGAGUCAGGAGGAUCCCAAAUUUGAGCCCCAUUUGGGUGAAUUAGAGACUCACAUAGAUCCUGUCUCCAAAUUAAAAAUAAAAAGGGGUGGGAUGUAGCUCAGUGCAAAUCUCCAGAACCACUAGAAAACCCCAAAAAGCAAAAACCAAAACAGAAACAAAACUAGCUCUAAUGGCCCAGGUGCCCCUGUCACACCGGAGCGAGGCCCCGUGAGCCCUGGUGUGGCUGGGGCAGAAGGGCCUGGCUGGCCCACUUGCUGGCCCGGGGUCAUGGCAUCCUGACACCGGGUUCCGGCCCCAGCCCCAGCCCCAGCCCCAGCCGCACCCAUGCCGGUCACAGUCCACGGUGACUCCUUGGGUAAACGCUGUCCAGACUCUUUAGUCAAACAGGGCCGUGGUAUAAAGACAGUGCCGCUGGCUUCCUGGCCGACUCCUGUCUCUCUGCAGCCCAGGGGCCAAGUGCGAUGGCGCGCAAGGUAAUCUGCAUCCUGGCCAUAGUCCUCAUGCUGGUCCUCAGCGCGCUGGCUGAGGGUGAGACAGGGACCUGUGACGUGGCCCCCAACCAGCGCAUCAACUGUGGCUUCAGUGGCAUCACGCAGAAGGAGUGCGAAAGCAGAGGCUGCUGCUUCAGUAACAAACACCGCGGGGUGCCCUGGUGCUUCAUCAAGCAGCAGGUCAAUAUGGAAGAAGAGGACGAGUGUCUCUUCUAGUGGCAGCCACAGGGACCUGCUGGCCUCCAGACCUGGCACCAUCCUGUGCUCGGCGGCCUGGAGCUCAGCCACCAGGAGAACGAGCUUUUCCCUUCUGCAGAUGUAGAGCGACGUCCUGACUUGCGGUACUCAGAAUUGGCUUAAAAUUAAAAGAGAGGAGCGGUGA